Rotaria sp. Silwood2 is the source of this 498-nucleotide messenger RNA. The record is from the annotation of a GenBank genome assembly. Lineage: Eukaryota; Metazoa; Rotifera; Eurotatoria; Philodinida; Philodinidae.
AUGGCAUCUCAGAUCGAAGAACUAAAAUCUAAAGCCAAUGCUGCUUUUUCGGCUGGUGAAAAUGAUAAAGCAAUUAAUUUAUAUACUCAAGCAAUAGCUCUCGACGAGAAAAAUGAUGAACUUUACAGUAAUCGUUCAGCUGCUUAUGCUAAAUUAAAUAAAUAUGAAUAUGCAUUGAAAGAUGCCGAAAAAUGUAUUGCACUCAAACCUGAUUUUGUUCAAGGAUAUUCAAGAAAGGAAGCUGCAUUAUUAUUUCUGAAUCAAUACUACGACCCAGCACGUGUUUAUAAAGCGGGUCUUAAAAUCGAUUCAAACAAUGAACAAUUACUUAGUGAUCUAGAAAAAGUACGAAAAUAUGCAAAUAAUAAACCAAUAGCUGAUGAAAUAGGUUUCUUCUCUGAUCCACAAUUCAUACAACAACUUGUUACAAAUCCGAAAGCUCAACAAAUUCUACAAGAUCUUGAGACAGCUAGACUUAUGAAACUAUUACAAGAUUAA